UUGAAUCCUUUGUAAGAGCUGACUGAUAAAUGCAGGAGUUACUCCUUGUCUGGUAAGGGUCAGGACAGUGACAUUCUCUUAAAAGUCAGUGGUGGGUGAAGUCCAAGCCUACAGGAUGUGCUGGAGGCGAGACACUGUGCAGGAUGUCAGCUGUUCUGUGGAUGGGAAAUACAAGUUGAUCUUAUCACUCCUCAAGUUUAGUGUGUGGCAGGAGUGUUGUUUAUGAUUUGGUGGACAAAGUGGACUCUUGUUGCAAGAUUAUUAUAAUUCUGAGGAGCAGGAAGGAAGAAACCUGCUUCCUAAGGUUUGGUGCCAUAUUAAGUGUAAGAGUAUAAGAGAAGAAUUGCAGCCAUGCAUGGCCGACCGAAGAAGAAAGGCCCAGACCUCAAGUUUAGGUUUGCGGACAAUCAACCUCCGCCACCUGUGGAACCACCACGGAACCUGGACAGCAGAACCACCAUCACCAUGGAUGGGAAGGAGGUGGAUGUGUCUGCAGAUGACCUUGAGCUGCUGCAGGAGCUUGGGCGGGGGGCUUACGGCGUAGUGGAGAAGAUGAGGCAUAGGCCGUCCAACACCAUCAUGGCUGUUAAGCGCAUCACCAGCACAGUGGACAGCCGAGAGCGCCAGUACCUUCUAAUGGAUCUAGAUGUCUCUAUGAGGUCUGGCGCCUGCCCCUACACCGUACACUUCUUUGGGGCACUCUUCAGGGAUGGGGACGUGUGGAUCUGUAUGGAGGUGAUGGAGACCUCUCUGGACAAGUUUUACCCCAAGGUGUUCAACCAGGGCCUGACGUUCCCAGAAGAGUUCCUCGGCAAGAUUGCUUUCUCUGUAGUCAGUGCCUUACACUACCUGCACACAGAGCUGAAGGUCAUCCACCGUGAUGUGAAGCCUUCCAACAUUCUCAUAAACAGACGUGGGGAGGUCAAGAUGUGUGACUUUGGCAUCUCGGGUUAUCUGGUUGACUCAGUUGCCAAGACGGUGCAGGCGGGAUGCAAACCCUACAUGGCGCCUGAGCGAAUAGACCCCCAAGGUGUCCCCUCAAGCUAUGACAUCAGAUCGGACGUGUGGUCGCUGGGCAUCUCCAUGGUGGAAAUAGCCACCGGAAAGUUCCCGUACAAGUCCUGGGGAACACCCUUCGACCAACUCAAGCAGGUGGUGAUGGAUGCCCCCCCUCGCCUACCCCCCGGCACCUUCUCCCCAGACUUCGACAAUUUUAUAGAGCAAGUACUCGUAAAGGACUACAAGCAGCGGCCAAACUAUAUGAGGCUCCUGGAACACCCCUUCCUGGUGGCCCACGCAAACUCCACCAAUGAUGCGUUCGCCGACUUUAUCAACUCAAAUCUACCGCCCACCCAACAGUGACGUCAACCUCCUCUAGCCUAGAUAAUUAUCCUUUUUUUUCCUUGUUACUAAUGACUUUUUGUUUUGUAGAUUUUAAUAUAGAUGAAUUUUUAUCAGAUACAAAUUUUACCAGUUAGGCGUGUGAAGUAAAAAGAAUCCUCAUAAUGUUCUUUCUCUUCUCUAUAUCGUGUCAUGUACAAAUGCAUCUCCUCCUCCUCCUCCUCUUCUCCUUCUCCUCUUGAAGAUUACUAGAUUGUACUAUUGUAACUUGUAGAUGGUUAGGACAGGUCAUAAAAAAAAAAAAAAAAUGUGUUAUUGACUUGUUGAAACUGUGCUGUCUCUUUGUACAUAGUUUUUAGAGUACAUUAAACCAGCUUUUUA
Molecule: messenger RNA, 1722 nt
Organism: Eriocheir sinensis (Chinese mitten crab)
Lineage: Eukaryota; Metazoa; Arthropoda; Malacostraca; Decapoda; Varunidae
Gene: lic
Product: dual specificity mitogen-activated protein kinase kinase 6-like
Exons: 8
Coding region: 352-1362 (336 amino acids)
Biological process (GO): protein phosphorylation; stress-activated MAPK cascade
Molecular function (GO): ATP binding; MAP kinase kinase activity
Source: RefSeq, a predicted model, not a curated record